GCCAUGUCGCUGAGCCCCAAGCACACGACGCCCUUCUCGGUCACCGACAUCCUCAGCCCGAUGGAGGAGAGCUACAAGAAGUUCGGCGGCAUGGACGGGGCGGGCGGGCUGAGCGCGCCCCUCGGGCCCUACCGCCAGCCGCCGGUGCCCGCCGCCGCCGCCGUCCCGCAGCACGUCGUGGCGGGCCCCGCCGGGGCGGCCGCCUACCACAUGUCCCACGGCGUCUCCCAGUUCCCGCACGGCGCCGUCGGGGGCUACUGCAACGGCGGGCUGGGCAACAUGGGCGAGCUGCCCGCCUACCCCGAGGGCAUGCGGAGCGGCGCGGCGGCGGGCGGCGGCUGGUACGGGGCCGGCGGCGACCCCCGCUACUCCAGCAUCUCCAGGUUCAUGGGCCCGUCGGCGGGGAUGAACGUGGCCGGGAUGGGCGGCCUGAGCGGCAUCGCCGAGGGCGCCAAGGCCAUCGUGCCGCUCCACGCGGCCCCGCGGAGAAAGAGGAGGGUGCUCUUCUCCCAGGCGCAGGUCUACGAGCUGGAGCGGCGCUUCAAGCAGCAGAAGUACCUGUCGGCGCCGGAGCGGGAGCACCUGGCCAGCCUGAUCCACCUCACCCCCACCCAGGUGAAGAUCUGGUUCCAGAACCAUCGCUACAAAAUGAAGCGCCAGGCCAAGGACAAGGCGGCCGCCCAGCAGCUGCACCCCGACGGCGGCGGCCUCUGCCAGCAGCACUCUCCCCGCCGCGUCGCCGUGCCCGUGCUGGUGAAGGACGGCAAGCCCUGCCCGCCGCCGGGCAGCGGCACCCCGGCCCCCGGGCAGCCCGCCCCGCCGCCCCCCGCCGCCCCCGCCGGGGCGCUGCCCGCUGCCGCCCCCGCCGCCCACCCGCACCCCGGCUCGCUGGGGCAGGCGGCCGACCUGGAGGAGCUCUCGCCCAGCCCGCCGGCGCUGCACGGCCAGGUGGCCCCCCUGGCCCCCAUGGACUCGGCCGGCGUCGACUACAACGGCGGCAUGGUCAGCCCCAACCUGCUCUACGGCAGGACGUGGUAA
Molecule: messenger RNA, 1038 nt
Organism: Chroicocephalus ridibundus (black-headed gull)
Lineage: Eukaryota; Metazoa; Chordata; Aves; Charadriiformes; Laridae
Gene: NKX2-4
Product: NK2 homeobox 4
Exons: 2
Coding region: 4-1038 (344 amino acids)
Biological process (GO): cell differentiation; regulation of transcription by RNA polymerase II
Cellular component (GO): nucleus
Molecular function (GO): RNA polymerase II cis-regulatory region sequence-specific DNA binding; DNA-binding transcription factor activity, RNA polymerase II-specific
Source: RefSeq, a predicted model, not a curated record